UUCUUUUUCUCAUGAUUUUUAUAAAUAUGAUAUAUUUCACCGUUAUUUAACUCUCUCUUACGACUGAGACCCGGAUAAUUAACGAAACCGUGUUUUAAACCAGUGCUCGAUUCAAAUCUUGAGUGAGUGUUGUAUAUAAACAUGGUAAAGUGUGCAUGAGUUAUCAGAGCAGAGCGGACGCUCAGUGACGGACGUGUUUGUUCACAGACGCCAACCAUGAAGCGGCAGCAGAGGCCAUCGAGAACAUGGCGGACGCCGUCACGCACGCUCGCUUCGUGGGAACAGACCCAGCCAGUGAUGAAGUGGUGCUGAUGAAGAUACUACAGGUGCUGAGGACUCUGCUGUUGACUCCAGUCGGAGCUCACCUGACCAACGAGUCCGUGUGUGAGAUCAUGCAGUCGUGCUUCAGGAUCUGCUUUGAGAUGCGUCUCAGUGAACUCCUCAGGAAAUCAGCUGAACAUACACUGGUUGACAUGGUGCAGCUGCUCUUCUCCAGAAUUCCACAGUUUAAAGAAGAGGCCAAGAGUUUUGUUGGCACCAACAUGAAGAAGCUGAAAAUGCGCGCUGGUGGAAUGAGUGAGUCGUCGAAAUGGAAGAAGCAGAAGCGCUCGCCGAGGACUCCGCGCCACACGGCCCGGAGUCCGUCCGGACAGAUGGAGCCGAACCAGUCCAGUACUCUGAGCAACAACAACCUUUCAGGUGGCGUCCCAUUCAUCGAGCCGGGUCUGUCCACCUCCAGUUUACCGGCCUCAGACAGCGCCGCCUCGUCCAUUUCCAGCCCCACAACCACAGACAGUGGCCUGGACACAGGGUCCAAGGCCACUUCCAGAGAAGACCUGUCCGACCUGGAACAGUGUAGCUCGUCUGGGAACAUGGCGGCUAACGCCAGCUCACUCCCCAACACAGAGAUCACCUCUCCUGAUCCACAGUGUGAGGGCAGACAAGUUGGACCUGCACAGUCUGUCUCAGUGGAGUCCAUCCCUGAGGUUCUGGAGGACAAAGACUCUGUCACAGAGCAGUCGGACACGUCUUCUGUCCACGACAUGGACUACGUCAAUCCCAGAGGAGUCCGCUUCACACAGUCCACACAGAGAGACGGAGCGUCCCUCAUCCCGUACGGCCUCCCAUGUCUGAGGGAACUCUUCCGCUUCCUGAUCUCGCUGACGAACCCGCACGACCGCCACAACACGGACGCCAUGAUGCACAUGGGCCUGCAGCUGCUGACUGUCGCGCUCGAGGCGGCGCACAUCGCUAACUACCAGUCGCUGCUCGGGCUGGUCAAAGACGAGCUGUGCAGACACCUGUUCCAGUUGCUGAGUGUGGACCGUAUGAACCUCUACACGUCCUCCAUACGCGUCUGCUUCUUGCUCUUUGAAAGCAUGAGAGUUCACCUGAAGUUCCAGCUGGAGAUGUACCUGAAGAAGCUGAUGGACAUCAUCACGUCGGAGAACGUGAAGAUGCCCUAUGAGAUGAAGGAGAUGGCUCUGGAGGCUCUGGUCCAGCUCUGGAGGAUCCCCAGCUUCGUCACCGAGCUCUACAUCAACUACGACUGUGACUUCUACUGCUCCAACCUCUUUGAAGACCUCACCAAGCUUCUGUCCAAGAACGCGUUCCCGGUGUCGGGGCAGCUGUACACCACACACCUGCUGUCACUGGAGGCUCUGCUCACAGUCAUCGACAGCACUGAAGCCAACUGUCAGGACAAAGUUCUCAGCACUGGAGCACAGGAGCAGACUGAUGAUACUCUGGCAGAGGGCGACGCCCCUAACACGGACAACACAGCUGAUCUCACUCGACUGACCGACACCAACGGUCUGACUCUUCCACAAACUAACAAUGAGCCGGUGUGUCCACCGACCAGUGGACACCUGAUGGCAGAGAAGAUGAAGCUGGGUCGACAGGAUCAAGGAGACAAUGAUGCUGCUGAGAAGAAACCCUCGAAGAAGCCUCAUCGUUUCUCAUCCCUCUUGCCAAACUCUCAGGAAUUACUGGACAUCAGGACAAAGAAAAAGCUGCUGAUCACGGGCACCGAGCAGUUCAACCUCAAGCCAAAGAAGGGAAUCCAGUUCCUGCAGGAGAAAGGCCUCCUCACUACGCCCAUGGACAACAACCAGGUGGCGCAGUGGCUCCGAGAAAAUCCCCGACUAGACAAGAAGAUGAUCGGGGAAUUCGUCAGCGAUCGCAAGAACAUGGAGCUUCUGGACAGUUUUGUCAACACAUUCACCUUCCAGGGCCUCCGCAUCGACGAGGCUCUGCGUCUCUACCUGGAGGCCUUCAGACUUCCUGGAGAAGCCCCCGUCAUCCAGAGACUCCUGGAGACCUUCACCGACAACUGGCAUAAAGUGAACGGCUCUCCCUUCAUGACCAAUGACGCAGGCUUUGCUUUGGCAUACGCCGUCAUCAUGCUCAACACUGACCAGCACAACCACAACGUCCGCAAGCAGAACAUCCCCAUGACCGUAGAGCAAUUCAAGAAAAACCUGAAGGGAGUCAACGGAAACCAAGACUUUGACCAGGACAUGUUGGAGGACAUCUACAACGCCAUAAAGACCGAGGAGAUUGUGAUGCCAGACGAGCAGACGGGUUUGGUGAAGGAGAACUACGUGUGGAGUCUGCUGCUGCACCGCGGUGCCACGCCCGAGGGCGUCUUCCUGCUCCUGCCGGCGGGAAGCUACGACCACGACCUGUUCUCCAUGACCUGGGGUCCAACCAUCGCCGCCCUCUCCUACGUCUUUGAUAAGAGCCUGGAUGACAACAUCGUCCAGAAGGCCAUCACUGGCUUCAGGAAAUGUGCCAUGAUCGCAGCUCACUACGGCUUCAGCGAUGUGUUUGAUAACCUGAUCAUCUCACUGUGUAAAUUCACCACUCUGAGCAGUGAGUCUGUGGAGAACCUUCCGUCUGUGUUUGGUGGGAACAUUAAAGCACAGACAGCAGCUAAGACGGUAUUUGACCUGGCUCAUCGCCAUGGUAACAUCCUGAGAGAGGGAUGGAAGAACAUCAUGGACUCCAUGCUGCAGCUGUUCAGAGCCGAGCUCCUGCCCAAAGCCAUGGUGGAGGUUGAAGAUUUCCUCGAACCAAACGGAAAGAUUUCUCUUCAACGAGAGGAGACGCCUUCAAAUCGCGGUGAGUCUGCAGUGCUGAGUUUUGUGAACUGGUUAACUCUGAGCGGAGCAGAACAGUCUGGACUCAGGGGUCCGUCCACAGAGAACCAGGAGACCAAGCAGGCGGCCAUCCUCUGCAUCAAGCAAUGUGACCCAGAGAAACUGAUCACUGAGAGUAAGUUCCUGCAGCUGGAGUCUCUGCAGGAGCUGAUGAAGGCUCUGAUCUCAGUCACUCCUGAUGAAGAGACCUACGAUGAAGAGGACGCCGCCUUCUGUCUGGAGAUGCUACUGCGGAUCGUCCUGGAGAACAGGGACCGCGUGUCCUGUGUGUGGCAGACGGUGCGUGACCACCUGUGUCACCUCUGUGUCCACGCUAACGAGAGCUGCUUCCUGGUGGAGAGAGCCGUGGUCGGACUUCUGAGACUCGCCAUCCGUCUGCUGCGGAGAGAGGACAUCAGCUCUCAGGUUCUGCUCUCCCUGCGUCUCCUGCUCAUGAUGAAAACUCACGUCCUGUCGAGGGUCAGCAGAGAAGUG
Solea senegalensis (Senegalese sole) is the source of this 3635-nucleotide messenger RNA. RefSeq names its product Golgi-specific brefeldin A-resistance guanine nucleotide exchange factor 1-like. Gene Ontology annotation, biological process: regulation of ARF protein signal transduction. The record is from RefSeq and is a predicted model, not a curated record. The transcript is spliced from 26 exons. Lineage: Eukaryota; Metazoa; Chordata; Actinopteri; Pleuronectiformes; Soleidae. The annotation marks the transcript as partial. Gene Ontology annotation, molecular function: guanyl-nucleotide exchange factor activity.